Ornithodoros turicata is the source of this 1104-nucleotide messenger RNA. Its product is annotated as cuticle protein 16.5-like. The transcript is spliced from 2 exons. The record is from RefSeq and is a predicted model, not a curated record. Lineage: Eukaryota; Metazoa; Arthropoda; Arachnida; Ixodida; Argasidae. The annotation marks the transcript as partial.
GCUAGGUUCUACUGGAAACUGGUACGCCGAGCCUGCAACCAUAUACGGCAGCCAUACUUGUCCGCCGCUGUCUUCCUCGGUCUGCUCGCCAGCGCAUUCGCUGGACACGUCGCGGCUCCAGUGGUCAGCCACGCCGUCGCUGCUCCAGUAGUCAGCCACGCUGUCGCUGCUCCAGCCGUUACCUACGCACGCUACCACACGGUCGCUGCUCCAGCUGUCCAUACCGUCGCUGCUCCAGCCGUCAGCUACCAUCGCUAUGCCUACGCUCGCCCAGCUGUCGCCGUCGCCGCUCCAGCUGUCCACGCUGUCGCUGCUCCAGUUGCCGUCGCUCGUCCAGCUGUGACUUACGCCGCUGCCCCAGCUCUCAGCUACGCCUACGCCCGCCCAGCUGUCCACGCUGUCGCUGCUCCAGCUUUCAGCUACGCUCGUCCAGCUGUUGCCUACACUGCUCCAGCUGUCCACGCUGUUGCUGCCCCAGCUGUCCACGCUGUCGCUGCUCCAGCUUUCAGCUACGCUCGCCCAGCUGUCACCUACGCUGCUCCAGCUGUCCACGCUGUCGCUGCUCCAGUCGCCGUUGCCCGUCCAGCUGUGACCUACGCCGCUGCCCCAGCUCUCAGCUACGCCUACGCCCGCCCAGCUGUCCACGCUGUCGCUGCUCCAGCUUUCAGCUACGCUCGCCCAGCUGUCACCUACGCUGCUCCAGCUGUCCACGCUGUCGCUGCUCCAGUCGCCGUUGCCCGUCCAGCUGUGACCUACGCCGCCGCUCCAGCCGUCCACGCUGUUGCUGCCCCAGCUGCCGUGACCACCGUCCACCACGCCCCUGCUGUUGCUACCUACGGUCUUGGUUACGGUCACGGCCUCAGCUACGGCCUUGGCUACAGCGGUCUUGGCUACGGGCUCGGCCACGGCUACGGCCUCGGUGGAUACAGCUACGGUCUUGGCGCCCACUACUACGGUCUCCACAAGAAAUAGACGCUAUGCGUUAUAUCCCCCAACUGUCUAUUUAUCGCUUCCGAUACUCUCAUCCGCCAUUGGGAGCGUCGAGGACAAAACUACGAAGCGACGUAUUCUGUGAAUAUCCAAAACAAAUAAAGAUGAAAAACU